GUGUUCAAUUCCAUUUAUAACACAUUGAGGAAGAAGAUGUUGGAAUAAAUGACAUUCUCUGAAAUCCCCUAAGUCCAGACAUGUGGAAAGAAAUGCAGUGCAAGGUGACUCAGGCCUGGGAAGAACCCUGUUUUGAGGCUUCUAGAUAAAAUGUGCUAAACCAACCACACCGAUUGCUCCAGGAACCAAACAUCUAUUGGAGGAGGUGAAGAAGAAGGGGAACUUCUUGUGGGAUGGAGAAUGUUUCUUCGCUGCCUUCCCAGCCCAAUUUCACCUUCUGGCACGGGAACACCACUUCUGUGCACACAGACAUGCACGGAGGCCUUCAGAGGAGCAUGCAUCUCCUGUCCAUCGUGGUCUACGGGGUGGCGUGUCUCCUCGGGGUGAGUGGGAACGGCCUCGUCAUCUGGAUCGCAGGCUUCAAGAUGAAGAGGACAGUGAAUGUCGUGUGGUUUCUGAACCUGGCCAUCGCAGAUUUCGUCUUCACGUUUUUCCUCCCCCUGAGCAUCGCCUACACAGCUCUGGGCUUCCACUGGCCCUUUGGGAAGCUUCUCUGCAAGCUGAACAGCACCAUUGCCUUCCUCAACAUGUUUGCCAGCGUCUUCCUCUUGACGGUCAUCAGCGUGGAUCGGUGCGUCGCCGUGCUCUACCCCGUGUGGUCCAGAAACUACCGGACCACGAAGCUCGCGUACAACACUGCGCUCGUAACGUGGGGCGCAGCCUUCAUCAUCAGCUCUCCGUAUCUCAUUUUCCGAGACACGGCGACCAAUUCCAGGAACAUCACCAGCUGCUACAAUAACUUCGCCCUCUCGGAUAAUUACGAUGCCGAGGAGACGCGGAGGCUCUGGAGGACGAGGCACAAAGCCAUGAUCGUAGCCCGGUUCCUCUUUGGCUUCCUCUUGCCCUUCACUGUGAUCGUGGUCUGCUACGGCAUCGUGGCCUUCAGGAUGAAAAGGAGGCGCCUGACCAAGUCGACAAAACCGUUCCGGAUCAUCAUUGCCGUCACCGCCUCGUUUUUCCUCUGCUACUUCCCGUACCACGUCUUCUCCUUGCUCGAAAUGUCCAGAGCAUCUGCCAGCCACCAGCUCAAGAUGGCCCUCUACCUGGGGGUCCCCUUGGCGUCCAGCCUGGCGUUCUUCAACAGCUGUAUCAACCCCAUCCUGUACGUGUUUGCAGGGCAGAAGACGUUCCGGCACUCCAUGGUCUCCGCCUUCGAGGGGGCUUUUGGCGACGACUUCCUCCUCUCCUUAUCCAGCAAGAGGAAAUCUAGGUCCAUCUCUCAGGCGGAGAUUCAGAUGGCUUAGCAGCCGAGAGGCGACCGCUUUUUGUGAAACCACCCGCUGCGAGGCCCUUGUCUGGGCCUUUUACACACAGUUGCAUCCCUGUCACAAGGCGCACUGGCUGGUGAAUUUCAGCCGGCAUGCAAGGCAGAAAACACAGCCUGACCUUCAGAACUGCCGCAUUUGCGGCCUUUCGCUCUUUGCCAGUUGCCUACAAAAAUAUUUGAGCGCCAUGCUGUGGCUGCUCGGUGUAUGACUGUCCAAAGAAGCUUCUCUAGAAGUAGAAACCUUGUUCACUAAUGGUUGACGCUCCAGCUGGUCCUAAUCAAGUUAGUGUCCUAAUGUGAUUUCCCCCCUAACCAAA
Varanus komodoensis (Komodo dragon) is the source of this 1644-nucleotide messenger RNA. RefSeq names its product chemokine-like receptor 1. Lineage: Eukaryota; Metazoa; Chordata; Lepidosauria; Squamata; Varanidae. The transcript has 2 exons. Gene Ontology annotation, molecular function: N-formyl peptide receptor activity; complement receptor activity. Bases 234 to 1304 code for a protein of 356 amino acids. Gene Ontology annotation, biological process: phospholipase C-activating G protein-coupled receptor signaling pathway; inflammatory response; complement receptor mediated signaling pathway. The record is from RefSeq and is a predicted model, not a curated record. Gene Ontology annotation, cellular component: plasma membrane.